AUGGCGUUUGUCCGGGGUCGUUCCCCCGCUCGUAACCAGUCGGUGGGGCCCGCGUGCGUGGAGGUGAAGAACACGUUCAUCAACCUCACUUGCGAGACCCAGAUGGCCUCGCAGCGCAGUGCCUCGGCCCCGCCAGCGAGCCGCCAGACGCCCCGCGCGAGCAUGGGCGCCGUUCCGAUGAUGCCCCUCCAGGGGUUGGAGGCGGAGGCGCCGCGUCUUCCGACUGAGAAUGGCAAUGCCCGCCCGCUGCCGAUGGACCCAAAAACGCACAACAUGCUCGUCGCCGACCUCGAGUAUUGGAACCGCCGCUACCGCAGUGCACCUGCGUGGGGCUUCACGCAGAAUCCCGUCGGCACGCGCAUGAAGUGGGCCAAUUGGAGACCUGCGUCAGAGGCCGAGAUAGCGAAAUUCCGCCUGACGCACAUGAGUACGUCAGAAGAGGAAGCGACUCGCCGGUCAACGGGGAUCAGCCAGCGCGGGGCCAGCGGCGGCGUUCCCUCAGACAUCGGAAAGAUAGACGAGAUCCUCCUGGAAUUCGGCUGCGCGGGCACCGAUUACACGCCGACCGCGGUGAUGGGUCCGACCAGGCGCCGCCGCGCAGUUCAGCCGCCUGCGGACAAGGGCGAGGAGACCAACGAGGGAUAUUUCAAGGAUGUCUGCCUUGUUGAUGCCCUCAGAGCUCACCGCUACAAGGUGCCCUACGUGGCCGACGGGCCGUGCUGGGCUCAGAAGCACGGCAACCAGAUGCUCGCGCCCUUCGGCAAGUCUAUACAAAAAGUGAGCGGUGGCAUUUCGGCCGUCGAUGACACUUCCAAGUACGUUAUCUUUGAUCCUGCAAAGAGAACUGAUUUGGGCACCGUGGCGCAUUUCCAGGCUCUCAAGAAAGUGGAUGGUGAAUUACUCCUGGCGGACACGAAUAAGGCCAGCUCUUUCAAGCCCUUCACAGAGGAGGAGAAGAGCUCUACGUGGCGUUGGAAAAUCUACCAAAUCGUUGAUGCCAAUGCCGAAGAACGAGACCAAGCCUCGGAGACCACUGCGGCGCCUCCGCCACCAGGCACUGCGGCUCGGGGAGAGGAAGAAGCCGCGCGCGUUCUCCAGGAGACAGCUGCUCAGGCUGAAGCGAAGCUCCAGCGAGAGAAGGAUCCAGUAGCGGCCUCGGAGACCACUGCGGCGCCUCCGCCACCAGGCACUGCGGCUCGGGAAGAGGAAGAAGCCUCGCGUGUUCUCCGUGUACAUGAGCACCACUUCGAUAUCGCCUUUCAGGCAUGGGUAGCGUCGGGCCGCGCGGCAAGCAGCGCUGCUGCGCCGCCGCCCCCAGCGGGUCAUCGGGGGGCUGCCUUUCUCGGCACUGGCCGCGAGGCGGGCGCGGGCGACACAGAGAGCGAAGAAGACAGUAUUGGCGGAGCGGGAAGGCGCCCAACUGUCGAGCAAGAAGUGGGCACCGAUGUGAAGCGAGAGCAGCCCGAUAUCUUCCCAACGUUACUUCAAAGGCGCGCUGCACCAAUGAACUUGCUGGAGAUGGCGAGGGGCCCGCCCAUGACGAACGUCGGUCUGUCGAUGGUGCAGGCGCGCUUUCGCCAGGGAUGCAUUGAGGCGACGAGAUUCAGCCGGUUGAGUUGCCCUGGCGCUGCGCAAUGCUCGUGGUCGGACUUCGCUAUGAUCGAGGACGCGCAGUUGCCUGAGGGGUCGUACGCCGCGGUGAAGUGUCUCGACGAGGACUUCUUCCGUCUCCUGAACACAGAGCCGGCUAUGUUUGGUGAGGCGGGGGGGCACUCUGCUCUGGCUGCGGAGCGCCCCGUUGUUUUCGCCGGAGAACUAUGCCUGGGCGUCGGAAUGCAGCUGUCCGCGUGGAACAACGUGUCUGGCACGUACCAGAUCCCUUUUGAAGCGUCCUGGCAGUCGAACCUGCCGCAGGAAAUCGGUUGGAAGUUCCUGGACAAGGACGAGGUCGCCUCCCGCCCAGGCACCCAGCAGCUCCGAUUUCUCCGAGGGCCGCUCGGCAAGGACGCGACGGGCGCGUCGCGGGGAGCUCGACUGGCGCCGAUGGGGCCGAUGUGCUCCGACGCUGGGAGCCAGAGCGCUUUGCGCAACUGGUUCAGAUGCGAGAAGCCGCACGUCAAGGUGGGGAACGACCACCUGGUGACGCGCCUCGCCGCCAUCAUGAUGGGGCCGCGCUACAGAGCCCACCCAGACGGCGUCUACCAUUACCGCAAUGGAACUCAGGUCGCUCCGUGGGCGCUGGACCUGUGCAGAGCCGUUGGUAGCAUCACGGGCCGCUUCACCAGCAAGGCGUCGGCAAAAGAUCUGGUGGAUUCAUUCGGGAGCUGGUUGAAGACGCCCCGACCGACGACGACGGGGCGCAGCCCCGUUACGUUCGACGACGCCGCGGUGGUUUUCGACGCCAGGCCAGGUGUGCCUCAAAACGAGAGAGUGCAGCAGAUCCCCAAGGGGAUGGACAACAAUUGCUACUUCGGUAUCCCUGGCGACCUUGGAUGCGUCAUCCCCGAUCACAUCGUGGAUCGGCUUCGGCUGAUAAUGUGCACCUCGUAUGCGGGGGCCGAUGCAGGCCGAGAAGCGGAUCUUGCCAUGGAGUGUUUGGCAUUCAUGGGCGUCGCGAUGCCGCCUGUUCUGAUAUGGUACACAGGCACCGGGGGCAAUUCGAAAUCUGCAAGGACGAUAUUGAGGAACAACGUUUUCGGGGAUCAUGCAACCACGAUCUCGUCGGAGGCAUUCCAGGUAAAGGAAGAGUUCCGAAAACAGGGCGGCCAAGUAGCAUUUGCUAAAGUCCUCACCGUCCAGGAAUGCGCCCCUGGAGUUUCUCUUAUUGAGCACAUUCUGAAGUGUUGGAUUUCUGGGGAAAGAAUUGCGCGCCGUGCCCUGUUUGGCAGAGUUACAGAAUACUUCCGCUGGGAUAAGUGCGCGAAGUUUUGGGAGACGAACAUGGCGUGCCCUUCCCUGGCGGGCGACCCAGAGAGAUUAGACUUAUUGCGGGCAUGGCUUCGUCGCAUCAUUUGCGUCGAACUAACCGCGACUUUCUCGGCCGACCGUGCAAAGGUCAGCGUUGACGAUAGAGUCUUCCCCGAGGAUGCAGACUUAUCCGAAUUCUUGAGCAGCCCAGAAGUUAGAUUUGCAUACAUCACCAUGUACAUUAUCCCUUUGAUUAAAUCGAAAACCGUCGACGAGCUCAGGCAAAUACUGAUGAUGCCGAACGAGGAACUGCGGGCUGCCACGCGCCGGCUCGCGGCGCAAAUGGCCAACGGAGGCUUGGACGCGCCGCCUGGGUUGAUGAGCGAGCGCGCCGAAAAUCUCGCCAUUGAGGCCGCCAAGAAAGUGGUGAUAAGUGCUCACGAGGACGCCUGGCAGCGACGAUUCGUGAAGAAAUACGAAGUGAACAAAUACAUGAAGAACGUGCCGGGGGAAGAGUUGUAUGAGGCCACGGCCGACAUACCCGACUUCCGAGGCCUUGCAAGAGCCGCCGACCAUGACGAUCAGCCCGCGGGAACACUGAAAGAAUGGAUCAACUUGAUACAACUUGAGGGAGACGUGGCAUCUGGCACGAUCGCCGGUGAUUUAGACCGCAUCAACAGCGUGCUCGCCAGAUUUCGGCAGGGAGAGAGAGAUGGCGACAUGGCCGGCAUCGAUGGCAAGGGUCUGCGGCAGGACAUCGCCGACGAGUUCGAGACGCACAUGGAAUUCUGCGUAUGUGGAUGCAGGCUCUGCAAGAAGGGCGAUACGACUCACGAGGCCAUCGUCCAUGACCUCCACACCGCGACGACGACAGUGACGGUCACGCCCUGGCAGUGCAAUAGCAAGAAGUGUCGAUUGACAUACGGCCCCAACUUCGUGUGGGUCGGGGGGCGCAAGAAGAACACUGCUACUCUCGCCGACCUGGAGUGCGCCGGAGUCCUCUUCAUCUCGAGCAAGCGCGGCUUCACCAUGAGAUACGUGCGGUACUACGAGGCAAUGUUGUUCAGGAACUUCGUCUCGGCCAGGGGCGCAGACUGGGUCCAGAAGGAUGUCUUUGACGACGGCGACGGCAGCGGUUGGCAGGGGAAAGAGUUCCCUUUCGACAUGCGUAAACUUCACGGCCAUGCUAUCAUGUAUGCGCUGGCCGUGCAGGAGUUGGAACCGCUCGACAAGCAUCUUGACAUCUACGUGGAGGAGGACAUCAGCGAGAGCGCUCUGAGAACAUACGACGAUCACCUCCACCAGCGCGUCUAUCCGCCCGCCAAUUCCGCUUGCGUUACUGAGCUAGUGGGCGACGGACACGAGAAGGUGCUGGUGCGCUGCAACGGCGGCUGCGGCCUUCCAGGAGGGAAAGUGCUGAAGAGGCCUUCGGCUGCUCGCAAGUUCGCUGGGAAGGCCCUGAUGAAAAAGCCCGCUACCGCGAAGGCCCGUUCCAAGCCCAAGCCUGUCGCGAAGAGAGCCGCCGUGAUUAAGAAGCCCGCGGUGACCAAGGCUGGCACGAAGCGCAAAACCCCGAGGUCUCUACACCACAACAACGGGUGGUUUAUGCUUCUGACCACGAGCGGCCGCGUGGUGGCCGUGACCGAGCAGACUGCGCCAGAGGGCAACGAUGUGGUCAAGUCCACAAUCCUCCGUGUUCUCCCGCAGUAUCCGAAGGUCAACUGCAUCGUAUACGACAGGGCAUGCUCGGUGAUGCCUUCGGCGCUCCUGGACGAUCAGUUCAAUCAGAUUAAAUACUGGGUCGUCGACAGGCUGCACGCCCAGAAGCAUGUGCCCACCUGCGCGUGCAACCCGCUGCACAUCCAUCGCUUGAAGCUGCGUAUCAUCGGACUUAACACUCAGGUGGCAGAGCAGUGCUUCUCGGCUACUCGCGGAUCUUCAACGAGAUGUCGCCCAGCCGCCACCGCUUCUUGGUCCUGUACUUCGUUGCCAAGCACAACUCAAUGUUGUCUGCUGGCGACACUGACCACCUGGGGCACCCGGCGGCAGCCGCCAGUAAGAUUCACAAGAAACCCAGUGGGCAUUAUCCGUGCGCUUAAAGCGACGGUGUUCCUGGGCAUCGGGAGGGCGGGCAUGCGCGCCGCCAUCUGUAAAGGCCUGUCGCGAUUCUGGCGCGCGCGGAUGCACUCCGUCAUAAUCAGCCGAAAAAUCAACGCAAGUGAUGGUUCUAAGCUGCGCUUCACACCUGUCUACGUUUACGUGUGA
Molecule: messenger RNA, 5172 nt
Organism: Prorocentrum cordatum
Lineage: Eukaryota; Dinophyceae; Prorocentrales; Prorocentraceae
Source: the annotation of a GenBank genome assembly